UCGAAUUUGCCGCUAAACUUUCAAGAAUCCAUCAUUUUACGUCAUUUUAACAAUUUAAUACAACGACAAUGUCCCCAAACAAAAUCAAAGACUUCUACAAUCGCGUUAACGGUUAGAUAGAACCCAAUUUCUCUGUUUCUGAGCGAAUCACAUCACAUUUCUUCGUUCUCGAACCGAAUUCCGUUGUUUUUGAACGAAUCCACCAAAUCGCCAAGGUGAUCUAACUCAGCAAACCCAUCGUCUCCAACAAAAAACACAGAGUAAAUGUCCAUGCUAGACAUUUAUUAUUCUGAUCUCCUUCUCAAACUAAUUUCACAUCAAAUUCGUCAAACCCCGCCACCAAACUCUCUCCCCGGUUCCCAAUUUCUAGGGUUUCUGUAAAAUAUUUCGACAGAGAGAUAGAUAGAGAGAGAGCGAGAUGGAAGAAAUGGCCGGUAGAGAUAAUAUGCCGGAAGGGACGAUGCGAAAUGUACUGGACCAAAAAUCUCUGAAGUGGGUUUUCGUUGGUGGAAAGGGUGGUGUUGGAAAAACUACAUGUAGCUCUAUCCUUUCAAUCCUUUUGGCUUCAGCCCGAUCCUCUGUUCUCAUAAUCUCAACUGACCCAGCUCACAAUCUCAGCGAUGCGUUUCAACAGAGAUUCACCAGGGCCCCUACAUUGGUUAAUGGGUUCACCAAUUUGUAUGCUAUGGAGGUGGAUCCCAAUGUGGAGAAUGAAGAAGAAGAAGGUUCAGAUGCAAUGGACGGUUUCCUUUCAGAUUUAGCAAAUUCAAUUCCUGGAAUCGAUGAAGCUAUGAGUUUUGCAGAGAUGUUAAAGUUGGUGCAAACAAUGGACUACUCGGUGAUAGUUUUUGAUACAGCUCCCACGGGCCACACACUUCGGUUGUUGCAAUUUCCAUCAACAUUGGAGAAAGGUCUUGACAGAAUGAUGAGCUUAAAGAGUAAAUUCGGUGGCUUAUUGGGUCAGAUGAGUCGCUUGUUUGGUGUUGGAGAUGAGGUGGGUGAGGAUGCAAUUCUUGGAAAGCUUGAGGGUAUGAAGGAUGUGAUUGAAAAAGUCAACCGACAAUUCAAAGAUCCGGAUUUGACAACUUUCGUUUGCGUAUGCAUCCCUGAAUUUCUGUCGUUAUAUGAGACAGAGAGAUUGGUUCAGGAACUUACUAAAUUUGAGAUAGAUACACAUAAUAUUAUUAUUAAUCAAGUGCUUUUUGAUGAAGAAGGUGUUGAAUCCAGGUUGCUCAAAGCUAGAAUGAAAAUGCAAGGAAAAUACCUGGAUCAGUUCUACAUGUUAUAUGAUGAUUUCCAUAUUACAAAAUUGCCCUUGUUGGCAGAAGAGGUUUGUGGAGUGGAAGCUUUAAAAGCGUUUUCAAAGCACUUUAGACAACCUUACGACCCUUCGAUUACUCAAGGGACAGUAGAAGAGCUGGAGCUAAGAGUUUCAAGGCUACAAGGACAACUUAGAGAUGUGGUAUCAGAACUAGAAAAGGUCAAGAAAGGCAAACAAGUACUCUGAAAAGACUUUUCUACCCUUUUUUAAAGAUAUUUUUACUUUUCAUAAUCAUAUAUGUAUAAUCUAUUCAAAUUUCUUUUCGUUCCUUUUCCCCUAAAUUUUAAAUUAGAUUCCAAUAAUUAAAAUCCUUGGUUUCUAA
Molecule: messenger RNA, 1643 nt
Organism: Lactuca sativa (garden lettuce)
Lineage: Eukaryota; Viridiplantae; Streptophyta; Magnoliopsida; Asterales; Asteraceae
Product: ATPase GET3A
Biological process (GO): tail-anchored membrane protein insertion into ER membrane
Cellular component (GO): GET complex
Molecular function (GO): ATP hydrolysis activity; ATP binding
Source: RefSeq, a predicted model, not a curated record